AUGCACUGCUUGGAACCCUUCAUGGACGUUGAAGUCUCAAAAUCUUCUAUUAUAUUGGGUUGCGUCGAGGACGGUGUGUAUGAACGGGAGCUGUUCAGGUCGAAACAGUGGACACCGUUCGAGUCGCGAGCGGGCGGCACACCGGCCUGGUUGGUGCCGCUCCCCGCUGGCCUAGCCACGAAAAGAUUACGAUGCGGCUCGUGCAAACGACAACUUCGUUUCCUUUUGCAAGUGUACGCGCCCCGGGGGCACAAUGCGGCGGCGUUUCAUCGCGUGUUGUACUUGUUCAUCUGUGCGUGGUGCGCUAGUCGAUCCGCCGACAAUUCAGGCGCUGCUCGAGUAUACAGGGUGCAGCUGCCACAGCACAAUAGCUGGUACCCAGAUCAAGUCGAAGACCUGGAAGCGUUGCGUCGGUACCCUGCGAACUUGUCGGCGGGGUUGUCGGGGCUUGAUCCGCCUCCGUCGCCACACCGGGGUGCUGCCGCUGACACCGCCAGUUUUGAUGCGCUUCAAGCGGCCGCUGCAGUGGCUCCGCAGCAAACAGCAGAGCAGACGCGUGUAGGCGGAACAAGUUCGCGGCGAGCACACGCAGCAUACGACAAAUCUGGGGCGGACGCAACCAUCUCUGAGGAGCCCUCUCUCGGCUUCCCGGCGGUCGAAAUUCUCGUCGACUGGGACAGCGACUCCGAGCACGACAGCGGCGUCAUCGACGACCAAGUUGAAGAAUCGGAACUCCGUGUGGUGAACGUAGACGCAGAGGAUGCUGCACCUACAAAAGAGCAUGCAUGCUCGGCAGCAGAAUGGAUAUCAUUCAUAGAAACAAUCGAGACAGAGCAAAACUUACGCUGUUCUGAUUUGUCGGAUGCACUUGCAUUCGAGCAGGCGCUUGGGAGCCAUCGAAACCAAGUCAUUCGAUACCUGCCCUUGCAUGAUCGUCUUGCGAUGAUCGCUGUGAACAACCCGCAAAAGCUAGCUACGAUUUCGAAUCAGCAGAUCCUGUGGUUCGGAUCCAAGUCGAGGCUUGAAGCCGCACAGGUGCCUCCUUGUGGCCUCUGCGGCAUGCCACGAGUUUUCGAAGUGCAGGUCAUGUCGCAGUUAAUUUAUUAUCUCUGCCGGGAGUCGGAAAACGAACUGGAACCUGCGGAACAGUGCCCUACUCAGACGCCGGCGACACGUGGAGUGCGUUCCGAAGACCCGCGUGCUGUUUUGGAUUUCGGAACGAUUGCGAUCUGGACCUGCCCGCGAGACUGUGUACCGUCGAGCUCGGAAAUUUGUCCCGAUGUGCAAGACAAAAGUUUGCCGCAUCCUUAUGUCGAGGAGUUUGUCUACGUGCAGCCAGCGAUUGGGGAAGCGUAG
Messenger RNA from Cyanidioschyzon merolae strain 10D, 1356 nucleotides. RefSeq names its product similar to programmed cell death 2. Bases 1 to 1356 code for a protein of 451 amino acids. The record is from RefSeq and is a predicted model, not a curated record. The transcript has a single exon. Gene Ontology annotation, cellular component: cytoplasm. Lineage: Eukaryota; Rhodophyta; Bangiophyceae; Cyanidiales; Cyanidiaceae.